AUGCCGCUGCUUGAGAUGUUGGACAUUUCACUAUGCGACUUAUCCACCAAGUCUCUUGAAGUUGUUGGCCAGUAUUGCCCUCUCCUAACGGUCCUCGUGCUUGUGAGGUCUGGGCGUGAAUCGAUUUAUGAUGUUUACGAUGAUGAGGCAUUUGUUAUUGCUAAAACAAUGUUUGGGUUACGUCAACUUUAUAUCAUAGGAAAUGAGCUCUCUAAUGCUGGGUUGAUUGCAAUUCUUGAUGGUUGUCCUCAUCUUGAGUCUCUUGAUAUUCGAAGAUGCUAUAAUCUUCGUAUGGAUGAAAUUUCGAAGAAGUGUUUUGAUCAUAUUAAAAAUUUGCAACUUCCGGAGCCUAGAGUUUUUAACUUUGAUGACUUUGAUGACUAUUUUUACGUUGAUCAUGUAACUUAUCGGGAUUCUAUAAUUGAUGAAGAUUGUUACGAUCCUUAUGAUUGA
Messenger RNA from Lathyrus sativus (Indian pea), 453 nucleotides. Lineage: Eukaryota; Viridiplantae; Streptophyta; Magnoliopsida; Fabales; Fabaceae. The record is from the annotation of a GenBank genome assembly.